This is a messenger RNA of Apiotrichum porosum, 1941 nucleotides long. RefSeq lists its product as uncharacterized. The coding region runs from base 1 to 1941 and encodes 646 amino acids. The transcript has 5 exons. Gene Ontology annotation, molecular function: amino acid transmembrane transporter activity. The record is from RefSeq and is a predicted model, not a curated record. NCBI's taxonomy places the organism in Eukaryota, Fungi, Basidiomycota, Tremellomycetes, Trichosporonales, Trichosporonaceae. Gene Ontology annotation, biological process: amino acid transmembrane transport.
AUGCCCAUGACACCACGAAGCAGCCCUCCGCCGACCCCAAACCUCCCAUUCUUCACUCGCCCACGCACUCCAGAACCCCGGGGCCGCGACGAUGACAGAGGAGAGGGCCCCAGCAUCCGCCCCGUCUCUGCCAUCGUCCUGGGCGGCUCGAGUUCGUCCUCGGGAAAUGGCGCUCCCUCGACCUCCUCCUUGUCCCUAUCCGAUAGAGGUCGCGUCGCGAGUGCCAACGCCGCCGUUGGGGGCUCAAGCAUCAUCCUCGAUCCUCCACCAUCCGCACAUCGCUCGCGUAGCGCAAGUGCUGGAUACUCGGCAGCGACACCAAAGGAUACAGACAGCGACGAACUGCUUAGCGACCCCGAAUCGCGCCUUUCCUUUGGUUUCUCCGAAGGCGAAGACGACUAUGAGCUCGACGACGACCUCGAUGCCUCGCCCUCGGAGCCGCUGGUGCCCUCGUCGUCGCGUCGUCGCAGGCGUACCAAGUGGGACGAUGACCCAGGCGAGCGUAGCCUGUUUGAGCUUGUCGCACCUCUGAUCCUCGCGCACCCUCUUGCCCUCUACCCCGCUCUGUCGGCUGUCCCUGCUGCAUUCCUCCCGGCUGGCGUCGCCCUCUUCGUGCCUCUCUUGUGCAUCAUUGCUGCCCUCUCAGCCUGCGCACACGUCGUGAUCGUCUAUCUCGCAUGGUACCUCAAGGUUCGCACAUUCGAGGACGUGUUCGCCUCAUGCGCUGGCGAGCGGUUUGGAAAGUACGCGGCUGUCGUCGGUCGCGCAUUUGUCCUCUUCGCAACUAUUGGGUCCACUGUCGGCUGGCUCGGAACCCUCUUUCCUCUUCUCGAGCCGCUGGCCACCACCUACUUGCCCGAUGGCUUCCUCCAAUGGCGUCUCACAUGGACCGUUGCAGCUAGUCUCGUGAUCCUACCUGCAGUUGUGCCAAGCAGGACCUUCCGGUCUCUGCGCGGUACACCAAUCGUGCUGGCGCUGCUUCUCCCUAUCAUGACGUUUAUCGUUAUCGGCCGUACAGUCGAGGUCAAGAAGGCAGCGGAUGAGGCCGGUGCCGAUCUCGUGUCAGCGGCCAAGACGGCAGCUACUGCAGCAGUCGAUGCUGCGGUGGCUGCGGUUUCACAGGCUGCUCCCCCCGCCGAGGAAGGUGCCAAGGACCUCGCUCGCCGUGGCCUGCGCGGCCUUGUAUCGCCCAACGCAGGAUGGGGCAUCACCAUGAUGACCAUGUUCUUCUCGCCGCACCUCCAAACACUUCCCAUCCAUGGCACUCUGCGGAGCACCAACCGUCAAAAGUUUGGUGCGCCCGUCCUCGCAGCGGGGCUCAUCCUCGUCCUACUGUCUAUUCCGCUCGCGCUGGUACCCUACUACCUUCUCCCCGAGGGUUCCACUGUCUUCACUCAACUGCCAGACGACGACGGAUGGGUCAAUUUCGCGCGUGUGCUCAUGGCGGCAAUCAUUCUGGGCAGCAUUACCAUGUGGAUCCUGCGCGGCCGCGACACGAUCUUGGCGGCACUGGACGUCGAACGCGGUGCGGAGCGGUACAAGGCUGGCCGGUGGGUCGGCCUCGGCAUGUGGGCCGUCGUUACGGCCUUGGCGUGUAUCGGCGGGGUUAUCGCGGACAAGAUUGAGCUCCUCGGCGUCAUGGCGACUAUAGCAGUCAGCUGGCUCAUGCCAUCGCUGUUCUUCAUCAUCACUUUCCACGUUCGGUCACCCUUGGCCAUCAUCUUUCCCUCCAACGCGCCUGCUCCUGCUGCGCCUGAGGACGAUCCCACUCCAGCGGCGCGCACACUCCGCGGCGGCAGCGGUAACGGCCACAUUCGUACCGCCUCACUCCAGGACCCCAGUACCGACGACCUGCUGUACCGCAAGGAACGCCAGCUGCAGAAGCGUCGUCUCGGCAGGCGGCUGUGGCAAGACCUCAUCGUCUUUGUCGGUUUAUGGUAG